Molecule: messenger RNA, 240 nt
Organism: Rodentolepis nana
Lineage: Eukaryota; Metazoa; Platyhelminthes; Cestoda; Cyclophyllidea; Hymenolepididae
Source: the annotation of a GenBank genome assembly
AUGUUUACCAAGGCGCUCCGAAAGUCGAACGCAAAGUGGGUGGACGUGAGUAUGCAGGCUGAUAUCGACGAACCCCUGCCUCGCCUUGCCUACAUGGCGUCACCCAGUCCCUCUUCCGUUCCUCCGGUCAUAAUAUUCUCUCGCAGUGUGUCUCGAGUUCUGUGCUCAUCAAACUGGACACACAGGCGUGUUCUCAGCCCCUCUCCCACUCUCCCACUCUUCACUUGCACUCCCCUCUAA